Molecule: messenger RNA, 2547 nt
Organism: Verticillium alfalfae VaMs.102
Lineage: Eukaryota; Fungi; Ascomycota; Sordariomycetes; Glomerellales; Plectosphaerellaceae
Exons: 3
Coding region: 1-2547 (848 amino acids)
Cellular component (GO): plasma membrane
Source: RefSeq, a predicted model, not a curated record
AUGGCGCGGUUUGCGAAAGUGGUCGUGUCGGCGACGGCCGUGUUUGCCGCGUCUGCACUCGGGCUCGCCACCGGCACGACACAACCUGGCGCGGCCGUCAUCGCGAGGCAAGCAGAUCCGGCUCGCCCUGCCGAGGUAGGCGAGUACCAGCGGGUUGGGUGCUUCCAGACGUUUGAUGCGACAUACACCGAGUCGCCGGCUACCACGACACUUGAAUACUGUGCGGGGGUUUGCACGGGGCAAGGGGCAGCAUUUUUUGCCGUGCGGAACGGCGAUACGUGCUCGUGCGGCGGAGCGUCAGGCACAUCACAAGUGGACGAGGAACAAUGCAAUGUGCCAUGCACAGAGUCCGACGUGCUCUGCGGUGGCGUGGAUGCGUUUGCAGUCUACGGGCCAGAGACGCCCGAUGUUGAGGAGCCCGAGAACCCUGAUCCUGAGAACCCCGACCCUGCGGAUCCCGCCGACGCAUCUCCAGUCAUUGUCGGAAACUACAACAGACUCGGCUGCUUCCAGUCAACAUCUACUGGUGGCCUCGUCCUCUCGGGCGAGCCCACUGUCGACCCAUCCCUGACGCUACAGACGUGUGCUACGACAUGCCAAGGUUCCCGGUACUUCGGCGCUGCCGAGGGCAACACCUGCUAUUGUGGCGACGAGCUCAGCGACCCCGAAGGUGUCCCUGGGCCCGAUGCAGAGUGUUCUUCGCCCUGCGCUGGUGACGCGUCCGUCUUCUGCGGCGGCGUGGAGCGCGUAGCGCUGUACGACCGAGGCACGGAGCUCCGACCGGCCGUUGUGGGGCCGUAUUUUCGGCGCGGAUGCCGGAUCACCUCGGGCCUCACCGAAUUCGCUCGAUCGACCACCAGCACCGACAUGACGUUGCAGACAUGCGCUACCUUUUGUGACGGACUCCAAUAUUUUGGUGUCGUCGACGGCCAGCAGUGUCUGUGUGACGACGAAACUCUCAACGCCACCGACUUUGCCGAUGAGGAGCAGUGCAGCACCCCGUGCGGUGGCAACGAGGACCAGUACUGUGGCGGCGACACGCGCAUGGCCCUGUACGACAUGGGCGAGCCUCCCGAAGGUGAGGGUGAUGGCGAUGGUGAUGGGGACGGGGAUGGAGACGGCGGAGAUGGGGACGGCCAAGGCGACCCGCGGCCACCCGUCGUCGGCCCCUUCAAGCGUGUCGGCUGCCAGACGUACUCGACGGACGUGAUGGAGGACCCAGGCUUUGACGGUCAAGAUUUCGAAGAGUUCGACAUGUCGCUUGAUCUCUGCGCAGAGCUGUGCACCGACUAUCGCUACUUCGCCACAUAUUUCCGCUUCCGCUGCGCGUGUCGCAACGAGCUCCGAGGCAACUCAGUACUCGUGCCCGAGGCAGAAUGUGACCAGACCUGUCUGGGGAACAUGACGCAAAUCUGCAGCGGCAACCGCAGACUGGUCGUCUACGACAAAGAGGCCGACGGCGCGUCGCCCAGCUCCACCAUCAUCCCCCCUUCGGGCGUGUCAUCCAGUGUGACGGUGCCAACGAGCGAGUCGACGACAUUCCUCCUCUCCAUCGGCGAAAACGACAUUGAUCAGCCGAGCGGCGGCGAAGAGGCGCCUACGUCACCGCCCAUCCGCCGAGCCGCGCGGGCCUACGGGAGGCGCCAGAACGAGGACCUCCUGCUGGUCGGCAACUCGGGCCCCGUCGGCAUUGACGAGUGUGCUUCAGCGACAACCUUCACCCUCACGACCGGCGGUGACGGAGGCCGUCUCGACUCUAACGGCAGUCCGGUCGUCACCGGGCAGGACAUCACCUUUGUGGCCCUGUCUCCACUUGAUGUACCGUCAGGUGGCGACAUUGCGACCAGCUUCACGCUCCUUGGCGACGAGCUCGCGUGGGUCAAUCCCAGCUUCUUCGGCGGCCGCGCAGGCUUCUGUCUCGACGACCAAGACGUCUUGUAUGCCACGUUUACCGAUCCCGACGGCACGGAUUAUCCACUGAACUGCUUUGUGACGCGGCUGUUUGCCGUCUCGACCGAUAUCAUCAGCGCCAUCCUCGAUGCCGUCCUCGAUUCCUUCAUCAAUGCCGUCUUCGAUGCCUUCAUCGAUGCCAUCUUCAGUGCCGUCCUCAAUGCCGUCCUCAAUGCCGUCUUCGAUGCCAUCUUCAGCACCAUCAUCGAUGCCAUCUUCGAUACCCUCACUGGCCCCCUCGUCUCUCCCAUCCUCCAUACUUCACUCAUCUGUCCUCCCCUCGCUGGGUCCCUCCUCUCUCCCACCGUCAGUAGCACCGUCCACUCGACGCGAGGCGCCGGCAGCACGGCCGAGGAGACCGAGACGGGCAUCGUCUCGGCGCUCCCGACAGCGGUCGACACGACCACAACGACGGCGAAGCCCGCCGCCUCGACCAAGCCCGUCGUCGUGCACGGCACCUUGACGUUGCCGCCGGGUCUGUACACGACGCCCGUGGCCGGCGGGGUGUGCAGGAUCGUCACCAAGUCGUGGAUCGAAGGCGAGACGACCUUCUUGGGCGAGCCGCAGCCCACGGCGGCGUGCUGCGGUAGGAGCUGA